GCGGAAACCUGCACGAAAGCUGUUGAUGAAGAAAAUUGCAAGAAAAACCGUUCUGCAGCAACAACAAAAUAAAAACCAUAUAACUUAAUCAAUUAAAGCAAACGAUAAGAAAGCCAAAUGCAACGCAGCCAAUUAAAUGAAAAUCUGUUUAUUGUGAAUUAACUUGUGUGUCAGUGUUGAGUGAGUGUGCGUGUGUGUACCUAGUCUUAAAAGUCCCCUACCCUUAAUGAAGUGCAUUUAAAACCAAUCUAGUAGCAAAAACAGAGCUUAAUAUAUAGCCAAACAUAAAUGUCUAUUGCCAAGCCGUAUUUAAUCUAACUCUUAAAGCAAAGCAAAAGGUGCAGAAACAGCAGCAAAACCAGAGCCAAAAUCGAUAAAAAAAAUUUUAAAAUAAAAUCCCAACAUCUCCUAUGGGCCAACACCUGUGACAACAACAACAACAAUCACAUUGGUCAAAGAGUUAUUAAACGUUAUUGAAAAAGCAAACACUGCCAAAGAACGAGCAAAACAUUCAACUCGAUUCCAAUGAAGUUAAACCACCGUUUCAAUUCUGAAGAUAAAUACUAUAUGAGCAGCAUUUAAGGGGCCUACAAGCAGUAACUAACUGGGUCAAUAGGCAGCAGCAGCAGCUACUGUUGCCAACUUUUUCGCCCUCAAAACCCGAGCCAGGGCUUCCUGGCAAAUACGGCCCUGGAACAUGAACUCCUCGAGUGGUGACGAUGAGGCGCCCAAGGAUCCGCGCACCGGCGGCGAGGACUUUACUCAACAAUUUACAGAAAACGAUUUCGAGGGACACCGCGCACACACCGUUUAUGUGGGCGUGCACGUGCCGGGAGGACGACGGCAUUCGCAGCGGCGCCGCAAGCAUCACCACAGCGGCGGCGGCACAGGUGCCGCAGCGGGCGCAGCAGCUGCUGUUGGCGGCGCCGCUGGCGCUGGCAGAGACAGCAGCAGCGACAAGCAACAGGAAGUGGAGCGUCCAGUGACGCCGCCCGCACAACGUGUACAGUUUAUAUUGGGCGAGGAUGUGGAUGUGGAUGGCUCGCAUGUGUCGCAUCCUCUGUUCUCGGAGAUGGGCAUCCUGGUGAAGGAGGGCGAUGAGAUUGAGUGGAAGGAGACGGCACGCUGGAUUAAGUUCGAGGAGGAUGUGGAGGAGGGCGGCAAUCGCUGGUCCAAGCCCCAUGUGGCGACGCUCUCGCUGCACUCGCUGUUCGAGCUGCGUGGCCUGCUCCUCAAUGGCAGCGUCAUGCUGGACAUGGAGGCCAAUAAUCUGGAGCUCGUGGCCGAUCUCGUCUGCGAUCAUUUGGUCAGCGGCGGCAAGCUGCCCGCCGGCGUCAAGGACAAGGUAAAGGAUGCGCUACUGCGCCGACAUCGCCAUCAGCACGAGUACGCAAAGAAGUCGCGAUUGCCCAUCAUACGUUCCCUGGCGGACAUGCGCAAUCAGUCGUCAUCAAAAAUGGAAGAACAGUCUGGCAACGCUUUAAUGGCUACCACGCCGCUAUCGCUGACCGCCAGCGAGCCCGGACCCCCUGGCAAUACCAAUGGCAGUACCAAUGCACUGGGAAUGGGAUUGGGAAUGGGAAUGGGGCGUUUUCUAACGGUGCCCGGCAAGCCCAGCAACAGAACGCUUGAGAAAAAAUCAAAUUCCAAAAACUUGCGGCCACCACAAAAACUGCCCAUGAUAACAGAGGACAUGGUCAAGAGUCCCAGCAGCCAUUCGAUGGCCAGACAGACCAGCGGCACGGAGCUGGCCGAGCAACAACACAAGGGUAAUACGCAUUUUAUGCGGAAAAUACCACCGGGAGCGGAGGCAAGCAACAUUCUAGUGGGCGAGGUGGACUUCCUAGAGCGCACACUCUCCUGUUUCAUACGUCUCAGCCAGGCGGCAGUCAUGGGCGAUCUGACCGAGGUGCCAGUGCCAACCAGAUUCAUUUUCAUACUGCUGGGUCCGCCGGGCAGCCAGAGCAAUUUCCAUGAGAUUGGACGUGCCAUGGCCACGCUGAUGUCGGACGAGAUCUUCCAUGAAGUUGCUUAUAGGGCACGCAAGCGGGAUCAUUUGCUCGCCGGCGUGGAUGAGUUUCUGGAUGCGGUUACAGUAUUACCACCAGGGGAAUGGGAUCCAACCAUACGGAUUGAGCCGCCGGCGGCUAUACCAUCGCAGGAGGUGCGCAAGCGACCGCCCGAGCUGCCCAAGGAGGAGAUCGACGAGGAGGAGGAGGAGCAACGUUUGCGCGAAGAGUCGGGACUCUCGCGCACGGGUCGCCUAUUUGGCGGUCUGAUCAAUGAUAUUAAGCGCAAGGCGCCUUGGUACUGGAGCGAUUACCGUGAUGCGCUCUCCAUGCAGUGCGUGGCCUCAUGGAUUUUCCUGUAUUUCGCCUGCUUGUCCCCCAUCAUUACGUUCGGCGGCCUGCUGUCGGAGGCCACAGGCAAGAAUAUGGCGGCAAUGGAGUCGCUUGUGUCUGGAUUUGUUUGCGGCAUGGGUUAUGGCUUCUUUUCCGGUCAGCCGUUAACAAUUUUGGGUUCCACCGGUCCAGUGCUGGUCUUCGAGUCAAUUGUCUAUGAGUUCUCGAUGGCUCAGGGUUGGGACUAUAUGACAUUCCGGUUCUGGAUCGGCAUGUGGGUCGCCGUCAUUUGUGUCGUGCUGACCGCGAUCGAUGCCAGUGCGCUCGUCUGCUAUAUAACACGCUUCACCGAGGAGAACUUUGCCACCCUUAUCGCGGUUAUCUUUGUCUACAAGGCCAUCGAGAAUGUGUUUGUCAUUGGGAAGACCUUCCCGGUCAAUCAGGGCAUUUACGAUUGCAUCUGUACUCCGCCACUGUACAGUAAUGCCAGCGUCCUGGACUUUGCCAAGUACAAAUGGGACUCCUGUGAGUCUUACAAUGGCACACUGAGUGGCACCGAUUGCGGCCGGCCACCCACCGAGAACGUCUUCCUUAUGUCCGUGGUUUUGUGCUCGGGUACAUUUAUCUUCUCCACCAUUCUCAAGGAAUUCAAGAAUGCCCUGUUCUUCCCUUCGAUUGUGCGACAAUACAUUAGCGAUUUCUCCGUUCUGAUUGCCAUCUUUGCCAUGACCUUCUUCGACUACUCGCUCGGCGUGCCCACACAGAAACUGGAGGUGCCCCAUGAGCUGAAGCCCACGUUGAGUACACGUGGCUGGCUUAUACCGCCGUUUACCGAGAAGAAUCCUUGGUGGUCGCCGAUCAUUGCGGUAUUCCCAGCACUGCUCGGCACUAUACUCAUCUUUAUGGAUCAACAAAUAACGGCCGUGAUUGUCAAUCGCAAGGAGAACAAGCUGAAGAAGGGCUGCGGCUAUCACUUGGAUCUGUUUGUGCUCUCCGGCCUGAUUGCAAUCUGCAGUGUAAUGGGUUUGCCCUGGUUCGUGGCGGCCACUGUGCUGAGCAUCAAUCAUGUGAAUUCGCUGAAACUGGAAUCGGAGUGCAGUGCCCCUGGCGAGAAGCCGCAGUUCUUGGGAGUGCGCGAGCAGCGCGUGACCCACAUCAUGAUCUUCCUGACCAUUGGCGGUUCGGUGCUGUUGACACCGCUGCUCGGACACAUACCAAUGCCGGUGCUCUUUGGCGUCUUCUUGUACAUGGGCGUGGCCUCGCUCAAGGGUCUGCAGUUCUUCGAUCGCAUUCUAAUCAUGUUCAUGCCAGCCAAAUAUCAGCCGGACUACAUGUUCCUGCGUCAGGUGCCCAUCAAGCGUGUGCAUCUGUUUACCAUUAUACAGUUGGCCUGUCUGAUUAUCUUGUGGCUGAUUAAGAGCUUCUCGCAGACCUCGAUACUCUUCCCGCUGAUGCUGGUGGUAAUGAUUGGCAUACGCAAGUCCUUGGACUUUGUGUUCACGCGACGUGAGUUGAAAAUACUUGAUGAUAUUAUGCCAGAGAUGACGAAACGUGCGGCCGCGGAUGAUCUGCAUCAACUGGACGCUGAGGACAAUCAUCAUCAGCAUCAACAGCCGCCCGGCACAGGAAGUGUUGCCUACAAUGCCAAUAAUGCGAACGCAACAGCGGGUGCCACAACCAUACACAUACCGUUAUCUGGCAACAAAAUGGGCAGCACUGCGGCGGGACCUGUGCCCCCAGUGGAAGUGAAUCGUGCGACUGUCUGGAAACAGAUCAACAAGGACGGCACCUCCGAGCAGCUGAUUAUACCCGUGACCGUUAAAGUUCGUCAAAUCAAUGGCAAUCAUACCUCGACAAACGCCGCCCUUUCGCCACGCCUAUCGCCCAUGCACGAGGCCGAUGAAUAUAACGAAACCCCAAACAAGACGCCAGCACAACUGCUCCCAGCGAAUCAACAGCAGCCGAGCAACUGCAAGGAGGCGGCUGCCAAGCUAGAAUGUGGCGCCAUUGCCGCCGCACAAGCCCCGGCCAACGUAACGCCCGUCUAAGCGGUGCUCCAUGGGCACCACAGUAAUACCAAAAUACCAAAAUACCAAACUACCUAAACUAAAGGGUGUUAGAGAGAACACAAAAUGCGUAGAACAAAUGCACAACGUUUAUUAGAUCGUAUCAGAAUGGGACUACAAGCUUAACGUACAUAAGCCUAUCCAAAGUGUGAAUGUCGAAUAUAUACAUACCAGUAUCAUAACUAAUUAUAUAUAUAUACAAAUUAUUCGUAGCGGUUUUUAUGACAAAGUUUGGUAAACAUUUUUAAGUGUCCCCGUAGCAUUUACCAUCUAACUAAAUAGUUGACGGUAAAAAGAAAAAAAAAAAGAUAAAUAUGCAGAAAUUUCACAGCAUGCGUUUGUCGUAGAUUUUGGGCUCAGGUACAAGUUUUAGAAGUAUUAAUUUAAAAUAUUUUAUGGCUCAAAAGCCGUAAAGUGGUAUAUGCAUUCCAAAGAAACUAUAUAUAUACACUUUUUUAACGGAAUUUUACAACAACACACGAAACAGUGUCAAUUCAACAUGAAAUCUCCCAAGAUCAACAAGCUAUAACUAUCUACAAAAAAUGAUUCUCUUAUGUGUUUGCUUACAAUUUGGCAGGCUCGAUUUUAGUUAAUAUGGGUUGGAUAAGCUGUGAUCUUAUUGUAGGGAGCGGGGUAUGGGGGAAGGAAUCAGUGAAAGGCCGUCUUAGAAAAAUUUAGCCAGAACAUACAUAAUAAUAUACUUAAAAUAAACCAAAAACAACUGUAAGCAAAUGUAUUAUAAUUUAUGCAGUAUACUAAGUUAUGAUUGAAACUCAAACAUACACACACACACACACACACACACACAUCUAAACGUUAAAUAUACGUAUAAAUAUUGAAUAAAAGUGAAAAUUAUAUAUCUGUAUGUUUCAUUUUGUGCGCCCCAAAAAAACUAGUUCUAGUCUGUUUUGUUUCAGUGUAUUUUGUGCUUAGUUCUCAGUGUGGCACAUUGUACAUACAUACAUAAAGCACCAAUUAAAUCUUGGUAUCUGCCUGCUCUCCCAUCAAGCAUCUAUCAAUCAGUCAAUCAAUCAAACAUCAAUUCACGAUCGAAAAACUCAUUUGCAUCGUGUUGAUGUCUAACUACUUCAUAGAAUGCUCGUAAACAAUCUUGUCUUGUAAUAACCCAAAACUUGAUACGACGAAGCAAUUGUGGCGUGGAUAUCUUACAUCAACGGAAACAUCCGUUUGAAUCGAUGAUUUAGUUUGGCUGUAAGCGCCAUCAAAAUAUUUAUUGUAUUUAUAAAACAAUUAUAUGUCUAUAUUUAUGGUAUUAUAUGUAUACCGUUAGCGUAACCGUCCCUCUAUUGAAUUUCUUGUGCAUUUUCAUGGCACAAAACUGCAACAAACAAACACACAUAUACACAUAUACACAAACAUUUAAUUUAAUUAUUGCAAUGUUAACAUAUCAAUACAAAAAACAACAGAAACCCUUCAAUCGACCUGCUUCUGAAUUUAUUAUGAAUAAAUGUUUUAAAUGUG
Messenger RNA from Drosophila montana, 5890 nucleotides. It is a transcript of the gene Ndae1, whose product is annotated as Na[+]-driven anion exchanger 1. NCBI's taxonomy places the organism in Eukaryota, Metazoa, Arthropoda, Insecta, Diptera, Drosophilidae. The record is from RefSeq and is a predicted model, not a curated record. Gene Ontology annotation, molecular function: sodium:bicarbonate symporter activity; solute:inorganic anion antiporter activity; monoatomic anion transmembrane transporter activity. The transcript is spliced from 13 exons. The coding region runs from base 698 to 4390 and encodes 1230 amino acids. Gene Ontology annotation, cellular component: plasma membrane. Gene Ontology annotation, biological process: bicarbonate transport; transmembrane transport; regulation of intracellular pH.